Molecule: messenger RNA, 1784 nt
Organism: Zingiber officinale
Lineage: Eukaryota; Viridiplantae; Streptophyta; Magnoliopsida; Zingiberales; Zingiberaceae
Exons: 15
Coding region: 233-1564 (443 amino acids)
Source: RefSeq, a predicted model, not a curated record
CAAGCCUAACCCUCGUCCGUCGUCUCUCGGCUCGCAUCGUAAAUUUCGACUGGCGGCGCCGACUCCUCGACUCGGCCGCCGCAGCUCCCCUCCGCCACCUGCGCCAACUCCGGCAUCCUAAUUCUGGACGUAUCAUUCUGAGCGAGGUGGUAUCGUCGACCGACGUGCCACUUUCUCUCUCUUGAUUGGAACAUACGAUCUUGAUCUUUCUCUCUCGUUGUCAUCAAUUGAGAUGGGCAGAAAAAAUUUGAAUCCAAAAAGCAAUGCAUUCAAGCGGCAAGAGGCUUUCUUUAGGGAAAAUAAAUCUCAAGAAAGGCUUGAGGCAAUUGGUCAAGAGCAUAGGCUUUUGAUGAGGGACAAUCCAUGUGAACCUUAUUCACCCGUUGAAGUAAAUGAUUAUUUUGGCCGCUCUGUUGUUGCUGCUGAUACUUCUCCUUCCUCGACCAGCUUCUCGCAUUAUAACAAGUACAUAGAUGAUCUAAGCCUCAAUAGGGUCUCAAAUAGAAAGAAAGCUUUGGAAAAGCUUGUCAUGGCAUAUGAAACUGAUGUGCUCACUGAGUUUACAAAAAACAAAUACAUUACAUUAUCAUAUUGGUCCUCAAAAUUAAUUAAAAAAGGCACAACAGCUGAAUCUCAUUUAGCUUGCCGUCUCAUUGGUUUACUGGCAGUCAAUAUUGACUGCGAGGAUGCUUCACAUGAAAUGAUGAAGGAAACAAUUACUCCACUUUGUGAAGCCUAUAAAUCGGGAAGCAAGACUGUGAAGAUACUUGUAUUACAAUGCAUUGCGAUGAUAUGCUCUUUUGGUGCAAUGGAUCCAGAUGAACUGCAAGAUUCUAUGAAUUUUUCAUGGGAAAUUUUCUAUCCUAAACCCACUGAUCAACUCGGUGAAACUCAUCCUGCUGUGUUAUCUGCAGCACUAUCUGCUUGGACAUUUCUCCUUACAUUUGUUGAUGAGUGGAGAAUUCAUCCUACAAACUGGAAAGGGUUAAUUUCCUUUCUCUACACCCUAAUGGAAAAGGAGGAUCAAUCUCUGUAUGUGUCUAUUGCAGAAGUUUUAGCCCUUAUUUUAGAUAUGGACAGACUAUAUAAAUUCUCUGAAGAAAAUUCUUGUACAUCAAUCGACUCACUAAAAAGUCAAUUGUCUGAGAAAUUCAAGAAACUCCCUAAGGAGCCUAACAAUGGAAGCAACACAAAUGCUAAAAAUAGUGAGGAAGAGUUUCUUCAGGGUAUUCUCUCGUAUAUUGAGAAUGGUGCUUCAGAAGAAGUUUACACAAAGAUUUCAAAGAAGUACCAAAUUCCAAGGGUGUCAACUUGGAAGCAAAUUUUACAGCUAAGGUAUGUGGAAAAACUUCUUGGAAGGAUUUUUUCGAAACACAUGAAGAGAAACUAUCGACUACUCGAUGCAAUGAGGAUUGAACAACCGAUUAUAGAAAGGCCAUUGCCUCAACCAACUGUUUUUGGAGAAUUUGAUCUGGACCAGAAGGCUAGAACUCAGUUGAGAAAAAUGUCUGCUCAGAGGAAACAAUCCUUGUUGUUUCAAGAUCACUUUGACAUUGAGGAUUGAGCAGGCAAACUCAGAAAGACAAGAAGACUCUUUCCCUUUUGUGCAAUACCAUCUCCAAAAAAUUUUAUUUUAUUUUCUAUAUUUCUUAUUAUUUUUUUCCUUCUAUUCAAUGUCAAUUAUUUCAAUUCUUUCUUGCCUUUAUUUUUACACUUCUAAAUGUUCUGAUAAAUUGGAAAGUCAUAUUGAUAAAUUUUUAUAAAGAAUUAACUAGUUGAGGAUC